AGGCCUCUGCCCCCGCACUGCGCCUGCGCACAGGCCCGUUUCGGUAGCCAUGUUGUUGAAUCAACGGGGCUUCUAUUCUCCCGGAUCCUGUACGUCUCUACGUCUGCGGGUGUGAGAGGAAUCCGAGGCCGAGCCCGGUGUGCGUGUGAACGGGCAGCCGGUUCCCUAUCCCGUGCUGCGGACGUGAGUGGGGUCGGGGGGCCUCCCCCGGGCGGUCACCAUGACCACGGGCUGCGACCUGUCCCGGAGGAAUCCGCAGGAGGAUUUCGAGCUCAUCCAGAGGAUCGGUAGUGGCACCUAUGGGGAUGUGUACAAGGCACGGAAUGUCAACACUGGAGAACUGGCGGCAAUUAAAGUUAUUAAACUGGAACCAGGAGAAGACUUUGCGGUGGUGCAGCGGGAGAUUAUAAUGAUGAAAGACUGCAAGCAUACAAACAUCGUGGCUUACUUCGGCAGCUACCUGAGGCGCGAUAAGUUAUGGAUAUGCAUGGAGUUCUGUGGUGGAGGUUCCUUACAAGAUAUCUACCAUGUAACUGGGCCUCUCUCAGAACAGCAGAUCGCAUAUGUUUCCCGGGAAACGCUGCAGGGGUUAUAUUAUCUGCACGUAAAAGGAAAAAUGCACAGGGACAUAAAGGGAGCAAAUAUUCUUCUAACAGAUAAUGGUCAUGUAAAGCUAGCGGAUUUUGGAGUGUCAGCUCAAAUUACUGCCACAAUAGCAAAACGGAAGUCUUUUAUUGGAACCCCAUACUGGAUGGCUCCUGAAGUAGCCGCUGUGGAAAGGAAAGGAGGAUACAACCAGCUGUGUGAUAUCUGGGCGGUUGGCAUAACCUCUAUAGAGCUGGCAGAGCUUCAGCCUCCUAUGUUUGACUUGCAUCCAAUGAGGGCCUUAUUCCUUAUGACUAAGAGCAACUUCCAGCCUCCCAAGUUAAAAGAUAAGAUGAAAUGGUCAAAUAGUUUCCAUCAUUUUGUCAAAAUGGCACUUACAAAAAAUCCUAAGAAAAGACCUACCGCUGAGAAAUUAUUACAGCAUCCUUUUGUUACACAGCCAUUAAACCGCACACUUGCUAUUGAACUAUUGGAUAAAGUGAAUAAUCCCGACCACUCUAGUUUCCAUGAUUUCGAUGAUGAUGACCCAGAGUUUAAGUUUUGGGGGAUCUUUUCUCCUGCAUCUCCUCCUGUGCGUCGGGCCCCUCGUUUUGCAGCCCGUCCCAAGCCUCCUAUUGUCGUUCCUCAAAGAAUUCACUCAACAAGUCGGAGUGUGAGAGAAGAGAAGACACGCUCAGAAAUUAACUUUGGCCAAGUAAAGUUUGAUCCACCAAUGAGGAAAGAGACUGAGCCACAUCAUGAUCUGCUCGACAGGGACGAUUUUUUGGACAGUGCAGAAGAAAUAUACUACACUGCAAGAUCUAAUCUGCUGGGACAGAAUGGCCAGCGGGCUUUUCCGUGCCCUGCACAGGACCUACAGUUAGACUAUGGCCAAGGGUCUCAGAGUGGCUAUUUCCUUGGAGGAAACAAGAGUCUUCUGAAAUCGGUGGAAGAGGAGCUGCACCAACGGGGACAUGUGGCACAUUUAGAAGAUGAUGAUGGGGAUGAUGAUGAAUCAAAACAUUCAACAAUAAAGACCAAGGUGCCACCUCCUCUGCCGCCAAAGCCAAAAUCAAUAUUCAUACCACAGGAAUCAAGUGCUUCUGAAGAUGACAACCAAGGAACGAUCAAGAGAUGUCCCAUUUCAGAGAGCCCAGCACGGCCAGCUUCUUACGUACCUCCAAGACCUCCACCUCCACGGUUACCACUCCACAAGACAGGCGUUUUAGGUAAUGGCGUAGGUUCAUUUCAAGUAAAUGGGGAACGGGACACUUCGUCACUUCCUCAGCCGGUAGACAGUCGUACUACAAAGUCACUAAGUGUGCCUACACGGAAAGAAAAGAAAGAUGUGCCGAAGGCAAUAAGCAAUGGACUUCCACCUACGCCUAAAGUGCACAUGGGCGCAUGUUUUUCAAAAGUAUUUAAUGGUUGUCCCUUGAAAAUCUAUUGUGCAACAUCAUGGAUAAAUCCAGAAACAAGAGAUCAGUAUCUAAUAUUUGGUGCGGAGGAAGGAAUCUAUACCUUGAAUCUGAAUGAACUACAUGAAACAUCAAUGGAACAGCUUUUCCCGAGAAGAUGUACAUGGAUGUAUGUAAUGAACAACUGCCUUCUCUCUAUAUCCGGUAAAGCUUCCCAGCUGUAUUCCCACAAUCUCCCCGGCCUGUUUGAUUAUGCAAGACAAAUGCAGAAACUGCCAGUUGCUAUUCCAGCCCACAAGCUCCCUGACAGAAUACUGCCCAGGAAAUUUGCUGUCUCUACAAAAAUACCCGAUACAAAAUGGUGUCAGAAAUGCUGCGUUGUGAGGAAUCCAUACACAAGCCAUAAAUAUCUGUGUGGAGCCCUGCAGUCCAGCAUUGUACUCUUAGAAUGGGUGGAACAGAUGCAGAAAUUCAUGCUGAUCAAGCACAUAGAUUUUCCUCUGCCCUGCCCGCUCAUGAUGUUGGAGAUGCUGGUCGUGCCUGAACAGGAGUACCCCUUAGUGUGUGUGAGUGUCAGCAAGGGCACGGACUUUAACCAGGUUGUACGAUUUGAGACUGUGAAUCCCAACUCCACGUCUUCCUGGUUUACAGAAACCGAUACCCCGCAGUCGGAUGUUGUCCACGUGACACAGUUAGAGAGAGAUACCAUCUUAGUGUGCUUGGAUCGUUGUAUAAAGAUAGUUAAUCUUCAAGGGCGGUUAAAAUCCAGCCGGAAGUUGUCUUCAGAGCUCACGUUUGAUUUUCAGAUUGAAUCUAUAGUUUGCCUACAAGACAGUGUCCUUGCAUUUUGGAAGCAUGGUAUGCAAGGGAGAAGCUUUCGAUCAAAUGAGAUAACACAGGAAAUAUCCGAUAACACACGGAUAUUCCGGCUGCUUGGAUCUGACAGGGUUGUUGUUUUGGAAAGCAGACCAACAGACAACCCCACAGCCAACAGCAACCUGUAUAUCCUGGCAGGACACGAGAACAGUUACUGAAUUCAUAUUGCACAGGGAGCUGUCAUCCUGGUAACACUAUCGCUUGAGGAUCUACUGUCCUGGCAGGAAGGUUGGCUAGCAGAUAACUGCGGGAAAGCAUUUCAGGAUUUUCGUAACUGCAGAACCGCAUGUUUGAUACAAUAGCCAAAACACAAGCAUUCUAUCUGUACCACUUUGCACAGGUCACUCUGCAUUUCAGUCCAGCUGAAAUAAUGUGGUUACAGAUACUGGAAUUGUGGAAAGUGUGUUACAUGGCAGGAUUCCGUAUUCCUGCAAGAGCAGCUUCUGCUCAGAACAAGACUGCAGCAACACGUGUUUGUUUUUAUAUACAUAUUAUAUAUACAGAUAAUUUAUUGUGGCAUGAGUCAAUAAUGAGGAAAAUAUUGCUUCUAUGUGUUAUGGACACAUUUAUUCUUAAAUCCCUCCCACAUAAGUGCUGCAUCCACAAUUCUGUAAUCUUUGCACAUACAGGUAGUAUUAAUUCUUAAUCACCCUGCUGUGGCUGAGACUUCCUGUAGCCGAUGUUCUACUGUACAUAGUAAAACUUUUAUGACAUACAAGUGUCUUAAUUGUACAGAUGUAAAGUUGGUCCGAUACCAUAGCUAGGAGGGCAGGGUCGGUUAUCAUGUGAUCUAUAUCCUUCUCAUUUGCCUGGCGACUAGUCCAGCUAUUUAGCUUGGACCUUUGAAAAAGAACACAAAUGUUUAUUAACACUAUUGUAUUUUUUAUUCUGUGUCAUUUAGUAAAGCCAAUAUACAUUUUUUUUGUAAGUCUAAAAUAAAUACUGUUAUCUAUAGAGAGGAGGUAAGCAUUUUUAUGAUACCCUUAACUUUAAUGCAAGUACACUGGUGUUUAAAUUUGCACAAGUAUUGUCAUGUAAUACAUUGCACCACAGAGGUCCAUAGUGACUACUGUGUAAUGCGUUGGCUUCAUGCCACUAAUAUCUUUGUUUGCUUGUUGCUACUGUUGUUUUUAGUGAGGAGGACGGCAAAAUGCACACACAUUAUAUAUAGAUGUAAAUAUAUAAAUCCUGUUUACUUAUGAUGCAAGAUUUCCUUUUCCAUAUCUAUGUACACGUUUUGUCUGUUUAAAGGGGAACUGUCACAAUUGUACAAUUUGGUUGUUUUUGAAUAUUACAAAUGAGAAAUGUUAAUCAGACUUUGUUGUCACAUAGUCAGCCUACCUGUGGUUUACUGACUAAGCAGUUGCUUUUGUGACUUAGGAUACCUCAGCUGCCUAGUCAGUAUUCUAAAAUAAUGAGGUUAUUCUAUAUGUGAUAAACAAAGGUGUCUAUUGUACAGUCUGUUAUAUUUCUCUUUUUUGUGCUGUUAAAUGACAAAUUAAAACUCAUAAGGCCAUAUUUUCAGCCUGGAGUAAAUCCAGAGUUGGGAGGGGAAGGAGCGCUUCCGAAGUUUAAUUUUAGUGUAAAUAAAGAACGGCCACGUAUUUGUGUGCUAGAUGCAGAUGAAGGCCCUUACAUCCCAACGUGGUUUAUCUCGGUGCAAAUUUGAUGGAUUAGCUGCUGACCCUAAUUAGACUAUAAUCUAUUUGAUUGUUUUAGUUUUAUGAUAGUUCCUCUUUAAUUUUACAUUCAGUCCUUCUGAGGUAUUCAAGUAAACCAGAUGCAGAAUCAGCCAUAGAUUUUGAAAAAUGAGGAGCUGAUAGAUGUGUGUACAUAGGUCCAACAAAAAGCCAGAACCGAAUGUGUUCCCUCUGACUUUGGAUAAACGCUUAACAUUUCAACCACACGCACCUCUAACAUUCCACUUUCUAAGAAUGUAUUGUUUCGUUGCUACAGCUUUCCGGUGGUUUUUUGUUUUGCCUUAUUUUCAUCCUUUAGGAUGCCUGUGAACUUGUGGCCAAAAUAAUUUAGUUACUACCUCAUGCAAAUAGACUAAAGGAGACUGCGCAUCAAAGGAGCUGUCCAUUUGUUUAUUUUAUUUUUAUUAUUCCUUUUUUAUUUUUUAUGUUUUUUGCCAAUUUUAAACAUGGCAACCCUAAUGAAAGCUUGACUUAAUGGAGAAUCCCAGGGAUUAUUUUUAGUAAAGGUUCUAAAAACAAAGUGGUGAUGUUGCCCAUAGUAACUAAUCAUAUUUUAGCUAUCUUUUCUCUUGCAUCCUAGAAAAUGAUAGACAGAGGGGUAUAUUCAAUUAAGGUCGAAACUGCCGUCCUGUCGAAAAGACGGCAGUUUUCGAUUUUUUCAGGUCGGAAGGCGUUCCGACCUAUUCAGUCCCCAGCUUUUUUAAUCGACAAGUCAGGGAAUUCGACUUGUCGAAUAGUACAUGAAUCUGCAGUAUAGCUGCGGAUUCACGUGCUUCUGAGGGAAACGGGGCCAAAUUCGACAGGUUUUGGCCCCGUUUUCAACCAUCUCAGUCCGACUUAAAAAAAAAGUCGAACUGAGAUGAGGGACCUGAGAGGAGGAGAGGGGGGAGAGCCGUGGGCAGAUGGGGGCCACAGUGCUACAGCACAGUGCUGCAGGUGGAUGUGGCACAGCCGCCGCUCACGGCAGCAUCCACCCAGCUCCAGCAAGUGAAGUCCCGCUUGCUGGAGCAGGGUGGAUGCUGCCAUGAGGUCGGGCGGCUGUGCCACAUCCUACUGCAGCGCUGCUGUCCCCCGUAUGCCCGCGGCUGUCCCCUGUCUCCCCGCUGGUCUCCCCCCUCUCCAGUCCCUCAUCUCAAUUCGACUUUUUUUAAAGUCGAAUUGAGAUGGGCAUUGAAUAGCCCUUGUCGGAUCCAUUCCGACAAAUGCAUGUCGGAAUGGAUCCAACCUCAAUUGAAUAUACCCCAGAGUCUGGUUACUAUGGACAAAAUCUCCACUUGUCUGUUUUAGUAAGUCUAUCCCCAAGACUUUAUUUCAACAUUACAUUAUGCACAGUAACAAAUGAGGCAAAUUUGAGGGCCUGAAUUGUACCCUUUCAUUGUUAUCCACCAUUGUUCCUCCAGAGACAAAGUAGUUCAUAUGAAUCUGUAACCAGCUUAAUAAAGGCAGUUGAGUUUUCUCCAUAGAUGAAGGAAUACCUCUGCACAUCACACGAACAGUUGACAAGUUUCUUUCCAUUGUACAAAGUAUAUUUUACAAACUGUAUUUUGUUCCCUUUAUAUGUUUUUGCACAUUCAAAACACUAAUCAGAGCAAAGAGCUGUAGGUGGUCUAUGGUGUAUAUUCUUGAUGUGGCAAUGCUUUUGGAUAAAUUGAUGAUUGUAUAUAUUGUAAAAUAAACAAGAUUUUUUUUAACAA
Molecule: messenger RNA, 6273 nt
Organism: Pseudophryne corroboree (corroboree frog)
Lineage: Eukaryota; Metazoa; Chordata; Amphibia; Anura; Myobatrachidae
Gene: MAP4K3
Product: mitogen-activated protein kinase kinase kinase kinase 3
Exons: 36
Coding region: 221-3037 (938 amino acids)
Biological process (GO): intracellular signal transduction; protein phosphorylation
Cellular component (GO): cytoplasm
Molecular function (GO): MAP kinase kinase kinase kinase activity; ATP binding
Source: RefSeq, a predicted model, not a curated record